AGCUGUAGUCCUGCCUGCGCAUCAGCAGCAGCAGCAUCAGACUGAGCCGGACCAGAACCGAACCUUCCUCCAUGAUGCUGGUGCUGAUCGCGGGACUCGCGGUUCUGUCGCUGCUGCUGCUGGUUCUGUCUCCACACAUCCGAACCUACGCUGCAGGAGGCGUGUGCAAGUCCACGGCUCGUCUGGACGGGAAGACCGUCCUCAUCACCGGAGCAAACACGGGGAUCGGGAAGGAGACGGCGCUGGACCUGGCAAAGAGAGGGGCUCGGGUGAUUAUGGCGUGCCGAGACGUGGAAAAGGGCGAGGAGGCAGCGGCGAGCAUUCGAGCCGCACACUCCGAAGCUCAGGUGGAGGUUCGAGAGCUGGACUUGGCCGACAGCCGCUCCAUCCAAGCGUUCGCCCAGCGGCUCCUGAGAGAGGUCAGCCAUCUUCACGUCCUCAUCAACAACGCUGGAGUGAUGAUGUGCCCCUACACCAAAACUGUGGAUGGCUACGAGAUGCACAUGGGCGUCAACCAUUUAGGUCACUUCCUGUUGACGUACCUCCUGAUUGGCCUGCUGAGGCGCAGCGCUCCGGCCCGCAUCGUCGUGGUCUCCUCUCUGGCUCACAACUUUGGCUGGAUUCGUUUCCACGACCUCCACAGCCAGGGCAGCUACAACAGCGGCCUCGCGUACUGCCAGAGUAAACUAGCUAACGUGCUGUUUACCAGAGAACUGGCCCGCAGGCUCAAAGGAACCAACGUGACGGUGAACUCAGUCCACCCCGGGACCGUGAACUCAGACCUGACCCGACACUCCACCCUCAUGAUGAUAAUGUUCACCGUCCUCUCCUUGUUCCUGAAAACCCCAAGAGAAGGAGCUCAAAGCAGCAUUUACUGUGCUGUGGCUGAGGAGCUGCACUCUGUCUCUGGGCAGCACUUCAGUGACUGCUCUCCUGCCUUCGUAGCUCCUCAGGGAAGAAGCGAGGAAACGGCGAGGAGGCUGUGGGACGCCAGCUGUCAGCUUCUCGGCAUAGAGUGGAACUAAAUCACCUUUACUAAUCAGGCUCUAUUCUCAAUUCAGUCUUAGUGACCAUGUUCUGCCCUUUGAACAUCAGCAGAACAUCUGGUGAUAAAGUUUUUCAUGUAAAUAAUAAAACAAUGAAGUUUUGUGUUUGUGCAAAAAUAAUUAUAUUUAAAUAUUUUGAGUAACAUGGUGCUCUACAAGAGCUUCUUAAAGCUAAAGUAUUAUUACUUCGACUAUUUUUGUGACACAUUGUGAAUAAAUCUCGUGAAGGCAAAAAUAUAAAAAGGCGAACUAAUCUAUUGUAAUGCAGGGUAAAAAAAAAACAACAACACUUUAUAAUCUUAUGUUUGUUUCCUCCACAAUUUGCUUAUUUUAUUACUGGGUUUAACAUUUACAGCAUUUAACACUUUAUUUUUACUUUAAAGAGAACUUCAUUUAACAUUUCUUGAAAGUAAAAAUAAAGUGGUUU
This is a messenger RNA of Nematolebias whitei (Rio pearlfish), 1473 nucleotides long. RefSeq names its product retinol dehydrogenase 12 (gene rdh12). Bases 72 to 1025 code for a protein of 317 amino acids. Lineage: Eukaryota; Metazoa; Chordata; Actinopteri; Cyprinodontiformes; Rivulidae. The transcript has 7 exons. The record is from RefSeq and is a predicted model, not a curated record.